AUGUCUGUAUCCAUCUCGGGACCCUCUCCCGAUUCACCCGGCGAAGGCAAGCUCAUCUCCCCCUACACCAUCAAGGACAUGGCUCUAUUACACCACUGGACAUGGUCGACGAGCCAAAGUGUUGCCGACUUCCCCGAUGUGAGCCGCUACUGGCAAACCGUGUUUCCACAGAUUGCGUUUGAGCACACUUUCGUCAUGCACGCCAUUCUCAGCUUGGCGGCUUUGCAUCAGGCAUACCUUUACCCGGAAAGAAGGAAGCAGCUGACAAUGGAGGCUAUGCGGUAUCAUAACCAGGCAAUACACGGCUUCCAGCGCGGCAUUGAGCAUAUGAAUGAUGACAAUAGUGAUGCGCUGUUCGCGUGGUCCUCGUUAAACAUCAUUUACGUGUUUGCCACGUAUGGGCAACUUUAUGACGACGUGGAACUCGAUAUGGCCCCAGCAGCCCGAAAAUCACGAAUACUAGGCGCGGAGUGGCUUCCAAUGGUACGUGGCGUUGAAGCCAUUCUACAUCCCGUGUAUCAGCGCGUCCGACUCGGACCAUUGAGUUCGCUAUUGAGCACUGGAAAUUGGGAUCACCUAGAACCGGACUCCGAGCGUGUAGCGGAUGAUGAGCGCUUCCGCAGCCUUGGAAGCAUAUGGGCAGAUAGUGGCGAUCACGAAAUCUAUGACAAGACGUUAUUUCUUCUCAGAAAAUCUCUAGCAUAUAUGAAACAGUUCGAAACUAUGAAUGCCGAGACCGCCGGGAGCUUGACUUAUAACAGGAGAUUGUCUGGGCCUCUUGUCUGGAUGUUAACCACACCUGGGGAAUAUUUUCAGCAAUUACAUCAACGGCAACCACAUGCGAUGCUGCUCUUUGCUUAUUUUGGUGUGGUAAUUCAUAGCUUGAAUGGUUACUGGUUUUUUGAGGGAUGGGGAAGGAAUAUCGUAGAAGUAGUUGAUGAACUAUUGGGGGAGUACUGGAAACCUUGGACAGAAUGGCCAAAACGGGUGGUAGCUCUUUCAUAG
This is a messenger RNA of Trichoderma aggressivum f. europaeum, 1005 nucleotides long. RefSeq names its product transcriptional regulator family: Fungal Specific TF. The transcript has 2 exons. NCBI's taxonomy places the organism in Eukaryota, Fungi, Ascomycota, Sordariomycetes, Hypocreales, Hypocreaceae. The record is from RefSeq and is a predicted model, not a curated record. Gene Ontology annotation, molecular function: DNA-binding transcription activator activity, RNA polymerase II-specific. Gene Ontology annotation, biological process: regulation of transcription by RNA polymerase II. The coding region runs from base 1 to 1005 and encodes 334 amino acids.